AUGCAAGGAUUGGUGGUGUUUUUAAUUCUCCCGAGUUUUGUUUCCUGUCAGUUUCGGAACGAUAUACCGUAUAAUGUUGUGGAAAUGAUCAAGACCAUGUUCUUGCGAGAGUAAGUGUUUCAAUUCGAAUUCUUGGGUUGCGCAUUUAUGGUGUAACUCCUGUAUGACGAACUCUUGUAUAACAAACUUAUGUAUAACAAAUCAAAUUUAAAAUUUGCUUGUUAUAGAGUUUCAGUGUAGGGGAGUUUAAUUCAGCCCUAGUCAUAGCUCGCCAAACAAUAUGCCGCAUAUUUUCAGAAUUGAAGAUGACAGGUGCAUACUACCGUUCCAAGAUGGUUACAGUCAACGUAAGGUCUCUUCACAAGUGCCAACGAAUAAAUGGCCGUACAGCCAAUUUCUAGAGUUGCAGCCAAUAUGUCUGAACAUUUUGUAAGUUACUUUUUGAGUCUUUUUUAUCUUUAUUUUGUUUUUUAUGACAUUGAGUUGUAAUACCUAUUUGUAGUGGUUGUAGGUAACAAGACUUUCAUAUCGUAUUAUCAUUAGUCCUAAGACUUUCAUAUUGUAGUAUCAUCAAGCCUUUAGUUUAAGCCUAAUGGUAUCACAAUAAAAAAAGUCUUAUGGCUAAUGAUACUACAUAUUAUAAUGACAUACAGUCUCUAAAAACAAUAUGUCUUUACCACGUAUAGUAAGGGCACAGUCUCUAAAACAAUAUUCCCCUACUACAUAUUUAUAUCAGGUUAUCCGAAUAUGAUGAGCCAAAAUUUUCAAAAUUGGGCGCUUUGAAUGGCUCAUUUAUAUUCGAACAACCUGAUAAUAAUGGCAUACUAUCUAAAAAAAUAUUCAAUCAAGAGUUUCAGCUAUGGCAAAGUUCGAAACAAUGUAACACUGGUCGAUAUUAGUCAGAUUAAGCUAGCCAUACAGGACAUCCGCUUCAAUCAAGAACUGUACUUGGCAUUUUGGGCAACUAACCCUGUUUCAAUCGAGAUCAGCUGUCUAAAGGGCUUCGCUGUAAGCGUAGGUCUUAGUCGAGGUUGGUUUUUGGUCUUUUAGUUUUAGAUUUUGCCACAAUCUUUAAGGUUUUGCUGUUAUUUUUGAUAUUUUGUCAUUACUUUGUAAAAUUUUUAUUUCUUUUUUUCAUUAUUUUCAAAAUUAAGGCAUUAUUUUUGAAAGUUCCUCCAUUAUUUUUUAACUUUUGCCAUUACUUUUUCGGUAUUAUCAACAUUUUUUUAGAAUUUGUCAUUAUUUUUAAUACUUUUUCUUUUUGUAGAACUAACCACAGUAACCAUUAAUAUUGAUCAGUGUGGAGGAAAAGUAAGUAUUCUUUAGAUAAAUGUUUGUUUAUCAAAACAAAACUUUUUUUUCAUUUUUUUAAAAUUUCAGUUUCAGGAUUUGCCUGCGUUUAACAUUUACCUAAAGUACCAAUCAGAACCAACGCCUUUUGAGUUCAUAGCUUGGGUAAGUUACGGUAACCUCUAUUAAUAAUAUGAGUGUUUUGGUUUGGGACCAGCCACUUUCAAAUUUGGUUUAGCCCAGUCCAAGCUCGGGCCUAGCAGAUCGACCCCUUAUCAAGUCUAGGCCUAAAAGACUAAAAUCAAUUCAUAAUAAAAGUCAUUUUAGGGUCCAUUUAGUUCCAUUGUUGGGUUUGAUAAAGGGUCGUACACUCCAAGUUUCCCAGAUGACCAGUUCGAAAGAGUCACAAGCUAUGUCAAGGUUUACCAUCUGUAAGUACACCUUUAGCCAUAUUUUCUAACUCUUAUCACACAUAUAGCCCUAAUUUCUAAUUUAUUGUUUUUUCAGAUCGAUAAUCAUAAUUGGUGUGCUCCUUAUGGUAUCAAUGAUACUACUGCCCUGCCUGUUUGUUUUCUACUAUGGGCGACGAGACCCAUUCGAUGCCAACUCAAUGAUACCAUUUUACGCAGAACUUGGUUCGAGAGGGAGGUCAUAG
Bursaphelenchus okinawaensis is the source of this 1945-nucleotide messenger RNA. The record is from the annotation of a GenBank genome assembly. NCBI's taxonomy places the organism in Eukaryota, Metazoa, Nematoda, Chromadorea, Rhabditida, Aphelenchoididae.